UCAGUGUUAAAUGUAACAGGAAGUGGUUUAGACAAAAGAAGUUAUUAUUAUGUAAUUGUUCUGAUUAGCUGUAAUCAUAAUUGGUAGACACUGUUUUCUGUAUAUUUUCUGACACAAGGCCUAUUUUCAGCAUUUUCUUUGGAAAUUUAAUUGCUUUAACGAUUAAGUGAAUAAUUUGCUUAAAAUUUCCUGUUGAAAAUUGUACAUCUUUGAUUGAUUGUCCUGGUCUUCACUGAUGUCCUGUUGUUAGCUUCACAUGUUAGCUACAUGCUCCUUCUUUCUAACCAUGUCAUUAUUGUCUGCAUGUCCCUAACUCCUGUCUUCAAUUUCUCAUGCAAUUUGAAUAGUUUCUAGUUUAAUUUAAGAGUAGGUCCUUUCUUACAAAACAUUGAGAACUACUUCAUUUUAAGACUGGCUUGAGAUUAUUUUUCUUUUCACUCUGGUCCUCUGCCAUAUAUGAUAGUAUUUUUGCAGGAGAUUCUAAUUAUUGUUGUCCUAAAUUGUGGACUGAUGAGUGGUGUAAACAUGUAUCCCCUCAUUUAGCUAUAUAUAGAUUGUAUUAUGUAAUCCAUAGUUCAAAGCAGGAAAAAUUUGUUCUUUAAUAGAGAUUGUGUUGUACAAUCAAAUUUCAUCGUAUUAUAGUUCAAAGCUUGAAGCUGUUGCCCUUUACAUCUCAAGAGUUGGCUAGUGAAGGCUGAAAAAGAGAUUUAGACAGCAGAUUAAGUACCUUCCUGGUUAUCAGAACCUGUUUCCUACUCUCUGCUGGAUACCACAUUCCAGCCAGACAUUGUCUUUAUAAAGACUCAGUUUUCAUGCUCAAUACAGGUUUGCUAACUCUGGUGCUAUAAAUUGCUUUCAGUGUCCGAAGGGAGCAUUAUCAGGGAAGAGGUUGUGCUGUGAACACGUCUUAAGUUGUUGCAGAACGCUUUGAAGCCAGAAUGUCAGAAGCAAAGGACCUGUUGUCUAUUAGUGACUUCUAUGCACAGAAAACAGUAUUUAUCACAGGGGCUACUGGAUUUCUUGGUAAAGUUGUGAUAGAAAAACUUCUGAGGGCAUGUCCUCGUGUUAAAAAGAUUUAUCUCCUGGCCAGAAGCCGACGUGGUGUUAGCCCCCAACAAAGAAUUGAUGAUCUGUUAGAUGGAAUGCUCUAUGACACAGUUAGAGACAUGGGAGGUGACUGGAGAAAUAAACUUGUGCCCAUCAAGGGUGACAUUGCAGAAGAUAAACUUGGAAUGUCAGAUGAGGAUUGGAAAAUGCUUCAAGAAAAUGUUGAAAUUGUAUUCCACUCUGCAGCAACAGUCAGAUUUGAUGAAGAUCUAAAGGAUGCAAUGACUUUAAAUUUGUAUGGAACUCAAAAUGUCAUCGGGUUGUGCCGUGGAAUGAAACGGCUUGAGGUCUUGGUUCAUGUUUCCACAGCAUAUGCUAACUGUGACAGAGAAGUCAUUGAAGAAAGAAUCUACUCUCCUUCAGUAGAUCCUGACAAGCUUUCCUCCUCUAUUGGGUGGAUGAAUGAUGACAUGGUGAAUUCUCUCACACCACAUUUGAUUGGCAAGCGACCCAACACAUACACUUUCACCAAAAGUCUGGCGGAGCAUGUCUUACUGAAAGAGGCUGACAACAUCCCAAUAGCAAUUUUCAGACCUUCAAUCAUUGGUGCAGCUUGGAAAGAACCCUUGGAAGGUUGGAUUGACAAUUUCAAUGGACCUAGUGGUCUGUUUGUUGCUGCUGGAAAGGGAAUGCUGCGGUCAAUGAUUGGAGAUUUGAAUGCCAUUGCAGAUAUAAUCCCUGUGGACUACUCAGCCAAUAUGUUGCUUGCUAUUGCUUGGCACAGAGUUGCAAAAAGUCAUUCAAGUAUUCCAGUCUAGCAUCUAACCACAGGCUUGUUAAAUGGAUGCACAUGGGGCAAUUUGUGUACCAUGAUUAGCAAGCAUUUUGAGAAUUAUCCUUUCGAAGGAGUGUUCAGGAGACCAAACUUUGCUUUUGAGCAAAGAAAAUUGAUCCAUUACUACUGGUGCUACAUUGGUCACAAAAUCCCUGCCUUCAUUGCUGACAUGGGGUCUUUUUGUUCUGGGCAGAGACCAAGAAUGAAUAAGUUGUAUGGCAAGUUGGACAGGGCAACCAAGAGCUUAAUCUUCUUCACUUCCAGAGGAUGGGAGUUUUCAAUGGAUAACUAUCAUGGAUUGAUCCAGGAUAUGAGUCCUCAGGACAGAGAGACUUUCAACUUUGACGUUCAGAAGUUGGAUUGGAACAAUUAUUUUUUACACUUUAUUCUCGGUCUGAAGAAGUUUGUUCUCAAAGAAGACAUGGCCAAUCUUCCUGUUGCUCAAAGCCGCAUUCGUAGAUUGCGGAACAUUCGUUGGUCGAUGUACUUUUGUUUGUUCUUUUUUUCGUCAUGGCUCAUUAUCAAGAGGUUCCCGGCCGCACAGACUGCUUGGGCCCAGUGCUUAUCAGGUGUGCACAAGCUGGCGAUUGCUCUGGAACCGUUCAAGCUCUCUAAUUGAGCGUCCCCACGUGUCGCUGGAAUUAGUAUCAAGCACUUUAAAUUCAAGCGGAUAAUUUGCAAACCUAUUCGUGAAUAUUUUCAUGGAAUACGGGCUUUGUAGGCCUCAAAUCGUACAUUUGUAAACUGAAAGAAUAAUGCUACUCGUAUUGUACGUUUCCCGAGACCAAAAAAAAUUGUAAUGUUGAUAUAAAUUCUGAAAUUUACGCUUUAAAACUCUUUUAUUUAUGAUUUCUUGUUAGAAUAGAUUAAUAAAGUGGUUGAUUGUAUACACAGGGCUGAACGUCCUCUUUAAAUUGUGAAUCUACCAAAAUGAAUUCCAUAGUAGUUCCAAGAAAUUGUAUGUUAAGAUUCAGGAUAGUUUUCGUGUGACUGCAAUGGAAACGAAUAAUUUUGAUAGAGUUGUUAAGAAUUGCUCAUGGCUCUGUCUGGGCUAUUUCAGGAAGAUAAUAGUGAUUUGAAUUUGUAAUUGUAGGUAUUUGAUACAUGUUGAUUUACAUUAAACAAAACGGACGUUUUUUUGUGAUUACUGAAUUAAGAUAUGUGAACUAUUUUUUGCCGUAACAUGUAACAGAUCGUACUUCUCACAACACGUGACCAAUUUGUAGCAAAUAAGUUUUGUCUUGUACACAACUCCUGUUCUAGCAGGGGUUUUGCUGUUAGUAAAGAGGAAACUCUAGUAAGUUAAGGGAGGGUUUCAUGAGAAAACAACUGUUUGACAUAUUAACUAAUCAGUUGGCAUGUAAAGUUGGUUGAAAGGUCACUAAGUCUCCGAGGGUAUUUAAAUUACUGUCAAGAGAACAAACUGUUUGAAACACGUAAUGCUGGUUCCUUGUUAACACAUGCAUGUAAAGAAAUAAUUAAGUCGGUUCGAUCAUUAAAUAAAGCUUGAACUUC
Stylophora pistillata is the source of this 3397-nucleotide messenger RNA. RefSeq names its product fatty acyl-CoA reductase 1-like. The record is from RefSeq and is a predicted model, not a curated record. Gene Ontology annotation, molecular function: alcohol-forming very long-chain fatty acyl-CoA reductase (NADP+) activity. Lineage: Eukaryota; Metazoa; Cnidaria; Anthozoa; Scleractinia; Pocilloporidae. Gene Ontology annotation, cellular component: peroxisome. Gene Ontology annotation, biological process: long-chain fatty-acyl-CoA metabolic process.